Messenger RNA from Penicillium angulare, 411 nucleotides. Its product is annotated as ankyrin repeat domain-containing protein. Gene Ontology annotation, molecular function: protein binding. The record is from RefSeq and is a predicted model, not a curated record. The transcript has a single exon. Lineage: Eukaryota; Fungi; Ascomycota; Eurotiomycetes; Eurotiales; Aspergillaceae. The coding region runs from base 1 to 411 and encodes 136 amino acids.
AUGAUCUGCAAAGAAUGGGAGGGAAUGUUACCGUUGCACGCUGCUGCUCUCGUUGGAUCUGAAGAAGCUAUCCAAGUACUCCUUCUAGAUGGAACCGAUACAUUCUCCCUAUGUGCCACUGGACACACAUCAUUAUAUUACGCAUCUCAGAUGGGUCACGAAUCAAUCGUGAAGAUUGUUUUAACUAAGGGGUCUAUCUUCAAGCCCCUGCAUUCUCAAAAGAGACCGGAGGGUUAUGAGGAAAACGCCUUGAAUGCAGCCAUGGAAUAUGAGGAACUUCCGGUGGUAGCGUGCUUAUUGGAGCUUCAGCUCAGCUCAAAUUUGGUCAAUGCCAGGGGGCGGCUAGGGCAAACUGCUACACAUAGCGGCCGAAACAGACAAUAUCCCCCUCUUGAAAUCCCUGAUAUAUAA